This is a messenger RNA of Caenorhabditis sp. 36 PRJEB53466, 1908 nucleotides long. NCBI's taxonomy places the organism in Eukaryota, Metazoa, Nematoda, Chromadorea, Rhabditida, Rhabditidae. The record is from the annotation of a GenBank genome assembly.
AUGAGCAGAAGGAUCAGAAGAAACUGGGACUCCCUGUGCGUAGAUCAGCACAAUCCGCAGGCGAAGAGAAAUCAACCGCCGAUGACUGUCGACUGCUUCAGACGAAACCUUUCGGGAACCAACGGGACCAAGGACUUUGAACCGGAGAUGCCUGCGGAGAUGUAUCAUGCGAUCAAAACAGAGGAGAUUGUGAUGCCAGCCGAGCAGAAGGGGACUGUCAAAGAUGACUACAUGUGGAAGGUCCUGUUGAGAAGAGGAGAAACUUCCGAGGGAUCGUUCUUCCACGCUCCCACCGGAUGGAAUGAUCACGAUCUGUUCGCAGUCUGCUGGGGACCCGCCGUCGCCGCUCUUUCCUACGUCUUCGAUAAAUCGGAGCACGAACAGAUACUCCAGAAGGCGCUCACUGGAUACAGAAAGUGCGCGAAGAUUGCCGCCUACUAUGGAAUGAAGGAGGUGUUCGACAAUCUGUGCAUCCAUCUCUGCAAGUUCACCACUCUCACCUCGAUGCGUGACGGAGGAGCCGACGACGCUCUUGAUCUUCAACGGCAUCGAUCGAUGGUCGACGUCUCGAGCAGCUCGGUCGGCUCACUCGGAGGCAUUCUCAACCAUCCGCCGGAAGUUCUCUCCCUCGCGUUCGGAGAGAACCACAAGGCUCAAUUGGCGACUCGUACACUGUUCUACCUGGUGCACGAGAACGGAAACAUUCUGAGAGAAGGGUGGAGAAAUCUGUUCGAAGUGCUGCUUCAACUCUUCCGAGCACGUCUUCUUCCAAGCCAAAUGACUGAAGUGGACGACUAUGUGGACGCGAAGAAAUGGGUCAGCAUUCAGAGAGUCCAUCAGAAGGAAAUCACCACUACCCGCAGCGAUACCGGCCUCCUUUCCUGGUUUGGACUGGGCGGUGGAGCGUCGGAAGCGGAGCGCCGGAAGCCGAGUCAAGAGCAACUGAGCGCCAUGAAACUAGCCUCUCAGGUCAUCGCCGAGUGCCGCCCGGCUCAGAUUGUGGCCGAUAGCAAGUACCUGACGAGCACAAGCCUUGCAGAAAUGCUCAGUUCGCUCGCGGCUAACAGCGCGAUGAUUGUGGAGCUGGCGGAGCCGCAGCAGAAGACCGCCAGUCUCAGCGGAGAGGACGAGGACGCGCUCGUCUUUUAUCUCGAGCUCAUCGUCUCGAUCACUCUGGAGAACAAGGACCGUCUUCCGCUCGUCUGGCCACACGUUCGUCGUCACAUCGAAUGGCUCCUCUCGCCGAGAUUCGGAAGAUGCCCAGUACUUGUGGAGAGAGCCGUUGUCGGACUGCUCCGAGUGGCCAACCGCAAUCUGUUUCGCGACAACACAGUCUCCGACGACGUUCUUCACUCCCUCUCCAUGCUUCUCCGUCUCUCGCCCAAGGCCCUUUUCGUGUUCAGUCGACAAAUCGCCUUUGGUCUCAAUGAGCUCAUCCGUGCCAAUGCCGCAAAUGUGCACAAGAAGGAACACUGGGCGGUGCUGUUCGCGCUUCUUGAAGCCGCUGGAGCCGCCGUUCUUCCUGAUGAUUAUGUGCAACCGCAACAACAAUCGAAAGGAGACGCCAGAAACGCAUUCUCGGAUGCGGAAAAGGAAACGGGACGGUCUGGACAUGAAGAACGCGCGUACACAUCGGAAGGAGAGGAGGCGCGCGGAAAGAGAGCGAACUACGACUCGGGAAGCGAUCUGGAGAGCCGAGUCGACUCUGCCGGCUCACUUUUCCGAGCUCAGAAAUCAGGACAGCCGGCCGAUUGGAUUCAUCUUGACCACAAAGAUGCAGCGAAAGCGACAGAAGAAGCACUCCGCGCUCUGGGAGCCACUUCCCACAUGAAGAACUUUCAGCGAUUCGGCAGUCUCGUCUUGAGAACCGGACUCGGAAGACAGUUUUUAUUGCAGAGAGCAUUCUAA